Talaromyces atroroseus is the source of this 594-nucleotide messenger RNA. RefSeq lists its product as hypothetical. The coding region runs from base 1 to 594 and encodes 197 amino acids. The transcript has a single exon. NCBI's taxonomy places the organism in Eukaryota, Fungi, Ascomycota, Eurotiomycetes, Eurotiales, Trichocomaceae. The record is from RefSeq and is a predicted model, not a curated record.
AUGCCGAAGUCCAAUUCAGUCAUCACUGCACCACUGCGAGAAGGUCUCUUUGAGACCUUUCGAGCAACCACCCGCCUAGUCCGACCCGAACAACGCCGCCAACUUGUCCUAGUUGGCGGCACAGCCAGCAUUACCCACUCUUCCUUGUUACGAACCGAAGACGUGGAUGUUGCGGCGCCUCCCAGCGUGCUAAUCGAUAUCUGGGAGGCAGUGACGGCCGGCGCCCCUAACUUUUCGAUCGAACCCGACGGCAAGAUUGCUUUCGAUGCACCGCAAGGCUUCCGAGUUCGAAUAGACAUAAUACAGAUCGGCGACGGUUGCAUCGAAACGAUCCACGAGACAGAGUCUUUCUUUGAAGGCUCUGUCGCGUCCAUGUCGGAUUUGUUGAGGUUAAGGGCCGUGACGGUGGUAGAACGUGGGAGUGAUGGCGAGUUUGAAGACUUUCGAUGGCUAUUGUGGGAAGUAGCGAAGGCAGGUCAAACUCUUCCGGAACUGGGAGAAGAGGACCUGAAGUAUAUGCGUCAAGCAGGGGAGUCUUGUCUGGGGUUCUGGAUCGUCUGGUACUUGCUGCUGUUCUUGGCGGCAGUAAUUUAG